AUGCCCUUCCCAGAUCGGCAAGCCGUUGCGAAUAGACACCCAUGGACUCUGCCUCAACUAACCGAGAUGGACGAGCUCAUGCAGCCUAUUACUCGAAGGCCGCCAGGGGACACUUCGAAAUCAGCAGCCAUGACAAUGGGCAGGGCAGAGCUCUCAAAACGGAAGACCCAUUACUAUGAGGAAGCAUUCUCAGGCAGGUGCGUUGCGGACACACUCCGUGAGAGGAUUCGAAGUGAUUCAGUGGUCCUGGCCGAGUUGAACACCAAUGUCAUCGUCGGCGAUGAGUUCAUCUUCAUAACCGAGCUGAGCGCCAAGAUCGCCGAGCGUUACCACAGGCCACUCUCCUCCAUCGCCGUCCGACUCCAGCAUUCUGCCUGCAUCCUCUUCGCGGGGACGUUCGAACCCGCUUAUACCCUGACUCUUUCAGCUCUGGCCCCAUACAUCCAGCCCAGCACGAACCAGCGCAAUGCCUACUUGCUGUCGGAGCAUCUCGAGGAAGCACUAGGCGUGCCACCACCCCGAGGCCUGAUACGCUUCGUGGCCAUGCCGGACGAGAAUGUGGCGCUAAAUGGCAAGACUCUGGCACAAUCCUUGGACGAGGAAGCGAACGGUAACGGCUCCAUGGGCGUUAUCGACGAGGAGCAACCGGCGAGCUUCGCCAGGCGGAAGAGGCUGAGUGUCAAGUCUCUCUCCAACAUGAAGGCAUCGCCUGUGACUGGAGAGCUAACCCCUCCCACGAGCCCGGAAGAGACCACGCCCGUUGGCGAGAACGCCAAGCCCGAGAAAGUAAAGGUGGCCAGGCGCAGGAAGAGUUUUGUGGCGGGUUUGUUCGGCAAGAAGGAAAAUGUGAAGCAGGUGCCCGAAUCGCCUGGGGCAUAG
Messenger RNA from Diaporthe batatas, 879 nucleotides. RefSeq lists its product as uncharacterized. Gene Ontology annotation, molecular function: phenylpyruvate tautomerase activity. The record is from RefSeq and is a predicted model, not a curated record. The transcript has 3 exons. Lineage: Eukaryota; Fungi; Ascomycota; Sordariomycetes; Diaporthales; Diaporthaceae. The coding region runs from base 1 to 879 and encodes 292 amino acids.